AUGUGCAGCAGUCUGUGUUACCCUCCACAGUUCUGUUACUUUACGCAUGGACAAAUCGUUAUUGACUGGGAUUUGUGGCAGGAGGACAACUGGACACACUCACUAGAAGGCAGACCCACUAACAGGCCUAAUGAUAGGAGACCUUAUUGUAACGCCGUGGUGCACGGUCCCGGCGGAGAGGAGCAGCAGGAGACGUGCCCGCGCAGCGCCCUGAUCGACCAAAGCCGGCGGCACCGGACGGCGUUCACGCGCGAGCAGUUGUCCCGCCUGGAGCACGAGUACGGCAAGGAGAGCUACGUCUCCAGACCCCGGAGGUGUGAACUGGCCACCGCGCUCAACUUACCAGAGACAACGAUAAAGGUGUGGUUCCAGAACAGGAGGAUGAAAGAUAAACGGCAGAGACACUCAUUGCCUUGGCCUCACCCACUAGUUGACCCACUGGGUGCACUCUUGAUGGGCCGUGCAUCUCCUUCUUCCACUUUGCCGUACCCAUUCAUUCCACCACACCUCCCCCAGCUCUCUCUCCACCAUUACUCUCCCCUGCCUCUCUCCUCACCAGAAUCCUCAACUCUCUAUCCCUACAGUUCAUCCAUUAGGCCCCUGGAUGCAUUCCACCUCUCCCAGUAUCGCAACAGGCCAGGGGGACUGGCCCCAACAACAGCAGCCCUCUACCCCUCCUCCAGAAUUGUGCACCAUCCAGCCUCAUGCCCCUGUCCUGUUUGCCUGCACUGGGGACCAGAACAACUCCUUAAAGCCAGAGGAGAGGCAGCAGGGCUGAGCCGGCCUCGAAGUCCCAAGGCAAACAUCCAGUCUGCUGGCCUGGAGCGGAGAGAAGAGACAGUCACCACCCGGGGUCCAUCUACUUACCGCCGUCCCCAGAAGAGGAAGCGGACCUCAGUGGCCCAUCCUUCCAAUCCAUUGCCAAUCCCUCCGUCUGCCAUCCCACCAGAGGACCUGCCAUUGGUCUCCACUGACCCCCCCCAGCCUUCCACUCCUCCGCUGCGACAGAACAGCCCUGUACAAGGACGGCAGGGCACGUCCAUACACUUUGGAGCUCGGGCCUCAGAUCAAGCAGAAGCUGUGGGAAUGACUGAAUUGUCCCCUGAUCAGAACAUCGACAAGUGA
This is a messenger RNA of Monopterus albus (swamp eel), 1125 nucleotides long. RefSeq names its product even-skipped-like1 (gene eve1). The transcript is spliced from 4 exons. The record is from RefSeq and is a predicted model, not a curated record. Gene Ontology annotation, molecular function: DNA-binding transcription factor activity, RNA polymerase II-specific; RNA polymerase II cis-regulatory region sequence-specific DNA binding. Gene Ontology annotation, biological process: regulation of transcription by RNA polymerase II. Gene Ontology annotation, cellular component: nucleus. Lineage: Eukaryota; Metazoa; Chordata; Actinopteri; Synbranchiformes; Synbranchidae. The coding region runs from base 1 to 1125 and encodes 374 amino acids.